GAUUUUGCUAGUUCUACUUUGUUGUUGUUCGCCAGAUUUCAUCUCUCUCGCUUCCGUUCGCUCGUUCGCAAAGAUGAAGUGCUUGAUCGUUCUGGCGCUGGUCGCCGCCGUAUCGGCCAAGUCCGUACUGGAGGAGCUAAAGAUCUCCGAGGAGUGGGAUACCUUCAAGACCCAGUUCGAGAAGAUGUACGGCACCGAAGAAGAGGAGGUCCGCCGCUACACCAUCUUCAAGGGCGAGGCCCGCAAGAUUGAGAAGAUCAACGCCCAGAACCUGACCUUUCAGCUGGGAGUCAACCAGUUUGCCGACAUGACCGAUGAGGAGUACGCACAGGUGCUUGGCUAUCGCCAGGACAAGUCUCUGAGCAGCGCCGAGUCUUUCGUCGGCAACCCCGACGUGAAGCUGCCCUCCGAGGUCGACUGGGUAACCAAGGGAUACGUCACACCAAUCAAGAACCAGGGUGCCUGCGGCUCCUGCUGGGCGUUCAGCACCACCGGCUCCACCGAAGGCCAGCACUUCAAGAAGACCGGCAACCUUGUCUCGCUGUCUGAGCAGAACCUGGUCGACUGCAGCCAGAAGGAGGGUGACCAUGGCUGCCAUGGCGGUCUGAUGGACUUUGGCUUCAAGUACAUCAUCGAGAACCACGGCAUUGACACCGAGGAGAGCUACCCGUACACGGCCAAGGACGGUACGUGCCGCUUCAAGGAGUCCCACGUCGGUGCCACCAUCACCAGCUACAAGGAUGUGCUGCCGCGCAAGUCCGAGAGCUCCCUGCAGGAGGCUGUUGCCACGAUUGGCCCAGUGUCGGUUGCCAUUGACGCCUCAUCGACGUAUUUCCGCUACUACAAGCACGGAGUCCUGAUCGACCACAAGUGCAGCAGCACUCGCCUGGAUCACGGUGUCCUGGCUGUCGGCUACGGUGUUGAGGAAGAGCAGGACUACUGGCUGGUCAAGAACAGCUGGGGUACCAGCUGGGGCAACAAGGGGUACAUCAUGAUGGCCCGCAACCACGAGAACAUGUGCGGAAUCUCCACGGCCGCCAGCUACCCGAUCGCCUAAGCACGCAUCAUCGUGACAACGCCAUCAUAGAAGAAGCACUCGCACACGCCUUUGUCGUGUGAUGUUGUAACUUAUCUACCAUCAGUAUAGCUGAUUGCCACCGCCACAGCUGCUGCUGCUGCUGCUUGUGUGGCGCAAUCUUCCUUCUGUACAUUGUUACAUACUUUCUCUCUGUCACCAUGACAACUUAAUAGCACUAGUAUUACAGUUUCACAUCUGCACCGAAUCUCACCUCCUCCGUUGCCGCUCGCACAACUGCACCGUCGCACCCUUAGCUAUGUGUCUCACCGCCUCACUGCACUGUUCCUGUGUUUGUCCUUACCUGUGCCGUUGACCCUUUGCCCUCCUCCUUUCAGUAACCCCCCGGCGUUACUCUCUAUUCUCAUCAUGUACUUCUGUUGACGACGUUAUGAAUAAAAUAUUUAUAUGACUCCCGUCCCAAAUCCGACAACCGGCAUAUAAAUUUGUAGUUAGUGUGCGCAGCAGUAGCAGCAGUUGUGCCCAUUGAUUCUCAUUCUCCUGUUCUUCUCUUCUGCACUGGCAUUGGCAAGGUUUGCUGGCCUCUGUCAACGUCACUGUGCGUGAUCAUGUAUGUCUCUGUGUUCGACAGUUUUGACUUUUCUCCGAGUUUAUGUGGGCCAGUUCUGGGACGCUGUUUGCCGCUGUGAGCGUUUUGUUCGUUUUGUUCUCUUUCGUUAAAUCGAUACUGAACUCUC
This is a messenger RNA of Sycon ciliatum, 1773 nucleotides long. Its product is annotated as procathepsin L-like. Gene Ontology annotation, molecular function: cysteine-type endopeptidase activator activity involved in apoptotic process; cysteine-type endopeptidase activity. Lineage: Eukaryota; Metazoa; Porifera; Calcarea; Leucosolenida; Sycettidae. The record is from RefSeq and is a predicted model, not a curated record. Gene Ontology annotation, biological process: positive regulation of peptidase activity; immune response; positive regulation of apoptotic signaling pathway. Gene Ontology annotation, cellular component: lysosome. The transcript has 4 exons. Bases 74 to 1057 code for a protein of 327 amino acids.